Messenger RNA from Aspergillus brunneoviolaceus CBS 621.78, 1117 nucleotides. RefSeq lists its product as uncharacterized. The transcript has a single exon. The record is from RefSeq and is a predicted model, not a curated record. The coding region runs from base 166 to 1026 and encodes 286 amino acids. Gene Ontology annotation, molecular function: DNA-binding transcription factor activity; sequence-specific DNA binding; zinc ion binding. Lineage: Eukaryota; Fungi; Ascomycota; Eurotiomycetes; Eurotiales; Aspergillaceae. Gene Ontology annotation, biological process: DNA repair; regulation of DNA-templated transcription.
CUCACCAACUCUUUAGGGAGUUUUGUCCACUGGCAAUACCUACAAUCGCCCGAUCAAAAUCAAGGGAUAAGAAAAACCAAAAGCAAGAAAGAAAAGAAAAGAAAAAGAAAAAAAAAUAAUCUCUCCUACUUCCCCCCUCCCACCGCAGUUUUGCGUAUCAUAAAUAUGACCCCCAUGCGACCUACAACCCUCAACAUCUCGGACCGACCCGACCACUCCUCGUCGUUCCAGAGCAGUAACUUCCCCUCCUCCUCAUCCCAUGCCCGCUGGCUCGCCCUCACGCACCGCGCCCCUUCCUCGCACUCCGCCUUCAUCUACGGCGUCAAGUCCACCAGGAUCUACUGCCGCCCGACCUGCGCCGCGCGGCUGGCGCGGCGAGCCAACGUCGAGUUCUUCGACACGGCCGAGCAGGCGCGGGCCGCCGGCUUCCGGCCGUGCAAGCGCUGCCAGCCGGACUGCGCGAGCUUCGUCGGGGAGAGGGAGGGCCUCGUGGCGCGGGUCAUCGCGCUCCUGCGCGUGCAACCCGGGGGUCUUUCCUCCCCCUCCUCCGGCCCCCCGCACAUGAGGCUCCGCCUGAAGGAUCUGGCGCAGGAGGCCGGGGUGACGCCUAGCUAUCUGUGCCGCGUGUUUAAAAGGACGAUGGGUGUCACGAUCGGGACGUAUAUGGCGGAGUUUGAAAAGGAGGGCUGCGGCGCCGAGGGAGAGGGAGAGGGAGAGGAAGAGGUGGCAGUUGCGCUGCCGGCCGUCGGGUCGGAUCAGAUGAACGCAGGAGCAGAGCAUGCUAUGUCGACGAUGAUACAGAGCGAAGGACUAACGGAGAUGGAAGGAGAAGGAGGAGGAGGAGGAGGAGGAAGAAGAGGAGGAGCAACACUCUCGACUCCCACGGAAUGCUCAUGGAACUUCUUGCCAGAGGAGAAUUUGCACGGAGUCGAUCCCACCCUUCCGACCUUCGAUCUUGAAGAAUGGUUUGCCUCUGCGGCGUUUUUGAAUUCGAACCUCUUUUUAGAUGAUAGCGUUCUCGUAUAGGGGCCUGGAUGAUACAGUCUACAGGUAGUGGUCAGGUCGCAGCAUAGCCGAGAAUCUACCAUCCGCUCAGAAAUGAACCAGACUUACCUAG